Molecule: messenger RNA, 1914 nt
Organism: Haliotis rubra (blacklip abalone)
Lineage: Eukaryota; Metazoa; Mollusca; Gastropoda; Lepetellida; Haliotidae
Exons: 3
Coding region: 1-1914 (637 amino acids)
Biological process (GO): DNA integration
Molecular function (GO): nucleic acid binding
Source: RefSeq, a predicted model, not a curated record
AUGACAGACAAUAAUCCAUUGACAUAUGUACUUACCACAGCCAAGUUGGACGCCACAGGACACCGCUGGUUAGCCUCCUUAUCGGAUUAUAAUUUCACCAUCCACUACAGAUCAGGCAAAGCUAACACAGACGCGGACAUCCUGUCAAGGCUGCCAGAGAAGAAAGAAUCGGAGAAGGUCAACCUGGAAUCAAUUAAGGCUAUCUGUGAUGCCAUUCAAGUUCCAAGCUUAUUUGAGAGCCUCAGUAUGUCUGCAUCGGAAAUCACAGGAGAGGAAGACAUCACUGAUGAGAGAUGUGAUUUCAAUGCAAGAGACUGGAGACGAGCUCAGGCAAAGGAUCAAGAACUUGGUAUCAUCACUGACCAUCUACGGAAUAGGAUCAAGCCAGACAGGACUAAGUUUAUUGCACUUCCAGGUGUGACCAAGCUGCUCAAGCACUUCCAUCAACUGGAGUUGAAACGAGGAGUUCUGUAUCGUGUAGUCAAGGCAGCAGAUGAAACACAGGAGCAACUUGUGCUGCCAACAAGAUGCCGCCCAGCCGCUCUCAGGAGUCUACAUGAUAACAUCGGCCACCCAGGGAGAGAUAGGACCCUAUCACUGAUCAAGGAAAGGUUUUACUGGCCAGGAAUGACCAAAGACGUUGAAGAGCAUGUUCAGCAUUGUGUUCAGUGUCUUAGGAGGAAAACACCAACAGGAGGAAGAGCACCACUUGUCAGCAUCCAGACCUCACAGCCACUGGAGCUUGUCUGUAUGGACUUCCUCACUCUUGAACCAUCUAAAGGAGGACAGGAACAUGUGCUUAUCAAGCAGUCCAGGACAACUCCCUAUCACCCCAUGGGAAAUGGAAUGUGCGAGCGUUUCAACAGGACUUUGUGUAAUAUGCUCGGGACCCUUCAACCGGACAGCAAGAAGAACUGGAAAGCCCAUGUUGGACCUCUAGUACAUGCGUACAACUGUACGAGGCAUGAGUCGACUGGAUUUGCUCCGGUCUUCUUGAUGUAUGGUCGCCAUCCACGCUUGCUUGUUGAUAUCGCAUUCGGACUUGACAUGGAGCCAAGCAAGUCAAGGACCACAGCAGCAUAUACCAAGGACCUUAAGGAACGACUCACUCAAGCCUAUGACAUCGCCUCCUCCGCAGCUAAGAAGUCACAGAAGAGGCAGAAGACUCAAUAUGAUCAGAGAGCCAGGGCAGCUGUGUUAGAGGAAGGAGACAGAGUCUUGGUGAAGAUCCUUGCAUUUGACGGACGGCACAAGCUUGCAGACCGAUGGGAGGAAGAUGUGUAUGUGAUUCUGGAGCAGCCUAAUCCAUCCAUACCAGAUGAAGCGCCAACACCGAAGCUAAGAAAACGGAAGUCAUUGCCACCACCUCAAGUGCCACAGGAUAACCAGGACAUACCAGACAACACCACAGCCAGCAUCUCCGAGGACGGAUUUUCAGAGGAAGGAGAGGAGGAAGUAGUGAUUGUUUCCAUCUACCCAUCCGACAGUUCAGGGUCAGCUACUGCACCAGCUGACAGGCCACCUGAAGAGGAGCCAGCUAAGGAUAUUCAGGACGUGGUUCAAGUCGAUGGAGAGGAAAGGACAGGAGACUCUACUCAGGAGGUUGAGCAGGACCAACCGACAGAAGACCCUCCAGCUGAGCAUGUGGAUGUUCCACCCGACAGAGAAGUUGCUGAGCCAAUGGCAGCACCGACGCCACAACCGCGGAGAUCCCUCAGGGAACGACGGCCACCGGAGUGGUUGAGAAGUGGAGAGUUCGCCCUAUCAGCACAGUCAACAGCCCAGACCGCAACGCCGCCGGAUUGGCUCAUCAGAGCUAACUUCUUGUCUGCAGUCCUACAAGACGGGAUGCUCGAGAACCAGCCAGCCAACAUCAGAGAAGCCAUGAUUGCGCUCAUCACUAGCCAGAAAUGA